This is a messenger RNA of Oncorhynchus tshawytscha (Chinook salmon), 2054 nucleotides long. Its product is annotated as urotensin-2 receptor. NCBI's taxonomy places the organism in Eukaryota, Metazoa, Chordata, Actinopteri, Salmoniformes, Salmonidae. Gene Ontology annotation, cellular component: membrane. Gene Ontology annotation, biological process: regulation of blood pressure; blood vessel diameter maintenance; neuropeptide signaling pathway. Gene Ontology annotation, molecular function: urotensin II receptor activity. The transcript has a single exon. The record is from RefSeq and is a predicted model, not a curated record. The coding region runs from base 131 to 1225 and encodes 364 amino acids.
CCUGCACUGGUGCGCUUCACUGACCAGUGACCAACUAAACCUAGCUGCAUCUUUUAGAACUUCUUCACCAUAAACAAUACAUCGGAAUAAAAACGGAACGACACCAGAGAGGCUCCACACAGACAGUGCGAUGAACCACAACAAGACUGUUAACCAUAAUGUCAGUCUGCCAGCUCCAAACAGCGGCUCCGGGAGCAGCGUGGACGAGCUGGUUAUCACCUCCACUUUCGGGACCUUGUUGUCGGUCGUCUACAUAGUCGGCGUGUCGGGGAAUGUGUACACUCUAGUAGUGAUGUGUCAUUCUAUCCGCUUCGCCACCUCCAUGUACAUCUCCAUCAUUAACCUAGCGCUAGCGGACCUCUUGUACCUCUCCACAAUCCCGUUCGUGGUGUGCACCUACUUCCUCAAGGACUGGUACUUCGGAGAUGUGGGCUGCCGCAUCCUCCUCAGCCUGGACCUGCUCACCAUGCACGCCAGCAUAUUUACCCUCACUGUGAUGUGCACGGAGCGCUACCUGGCCGUCACCAAGCCCCUUGACACGGUACGGCGCUCCAAGAGCUACCGAAAAGCCCUGGCCUGGGGGGUAUGGCUGCUCUCUCUGGUCCUCACCUUACCCAUGAUGGUCAUGGUCACAGAGACCACUAAGAGCGCGCCCAACGGGGGGGUGAAGAGGAUGUGCGCGCCCACCUGGGCGCCCCGGGCGUAUAAGAUCUACCUGACCGUUUUGUUUGGCACGAGCAUCAUGGCACCUGGGUUGAUUAUCGGCUAUUUGUAUACGAAGUUAGCCCGGACUUAUUUAGAGUCCCAGAAGAACUCGGUCAUCAACAAAAGGAACAAGCGCUCCCCGAAGCAGAAAGUCUUGGUAAUGAUUUUCACUAUAGUUCUGGUGUUCUGGGCGUGUUUCCUUCCGUUCUGGAUAUGGCAACUGUUCCCGUUGUACCAGCACAAACCGUUAGGCCUGGCAUCUCACACACACACCUGUAUUAACUACCUGGUGGCCUGUCUCACCUACAGCAACAGCUGCAUUAACCCCUUCCUCUACACCCUCCUCACCAAGAACUACAGGGAAUACCUGAAGAACAGACACAAGAGUUUCUACCGCUACACCUCGUCUUUUAAGCAGCGCGCUCCCAGCUUGUAUUCCUGCGGGAAGUCGGCCUCCUCCUCGAAUCAGUUUGAGUUUAACUCGGAGACGCUGGUGAUGGGGACUCUGCAGGGACAGUGAGCCCGUGCAAAGAGAGAGUGAUUUUGGAACUGCAACAGGUAACAGGUAAUCAUUAUCCCUUUUACGCAUCUGUCAAAUGCACAAAAGUAGUUUGCUAAGAUAUGCAUUUGUCAUAUGGCUGGGUAUAUUAUUCUUGUAUUAUCCUUCCUUCCUUCCUUCUUCCUAUCCCUCAAAUUAGAUAUAACUUGACAGUGUACAGGUCAAUCAGGGCUAGUUGUAAUUCAUGGCAGAGCAAUGAAGUGUGUGGAGGAGAAACUGGUUUUACUUCUGUUUGACUCUGAGUCUCCUGUGCUAUAUUCUACUACACUUGUAUAAUCUAUCUGACUCCCACCUGCUGUCUUUCAGUGUUUAGCAUCCGUGGCUACAGUGAAUGGCAGGUAGACUCUAAUAACGACGUCCACUGAAUACCACAGCAGGUGGGAGGAGGAUUCGCCAUGGAGGUGGAAAAUAUAGCAGACAGAUGUGAAAGUUACACAGUAAAAGCAUCUCUUCCCUCUGCCCUGGUUUGUCACCGUCUGGAUGAGAAGAAUGGGUUAUCUCAAUAGUCCAAAAUAUACUUUCCUCUCCUUCAUUUGCACUGCGGUGAGGAAACUGUGUAGGCCUUCCUGUCUUCAUCCUCCGAGUGCAGAGUUACUUCAUUCAGUAUAAGCACCUGUGUGAUGGUCGCUAUCUACUGUCAUGUGGUGCUGACGGUCGGAACUUUGGAACGCUAGUAUGACCGCUGGCCAUGGUGCUGAAAUCUCUGCUAUUAGCUUGGCUUGUUUACAUCGGGCCUUCUACAAGUGACAGUCACCACAAUUCUCAUUAAUCCUGAUCAUAUAUCAGUGUU